This is a messenger RNA of Acaulospora morrowiae, 582 nucleotides long. The record is from the annotation of a GenBank genome assembly. Lineage: Eukaryota; Fungi; Glomeromycota; Glomeromycetes; Diversisporales; Acaulosporaceae.
AUGCUUCCGCCAAACACUCGAGUCACGUUGUUUCCCAACAAAAAAAUGGAGAAAUUUCGGGAUUCGAUAAUUCAUCAGAUCGAGACGUUGGAACGCAAAACGUUUCCAAAGAAUGAGAUCAUGGCCAUCAAAGAAGAAAUUUUCAAAAAGACCAACAAUCUCUUGAUCGCCUACUACGAAGUCGAAGUUGAGCAAACUGAGGAGAUACGAGAAUUCGACAAACGUAAUCAGCGCAAUCAACGUCGGGAAAGUUAUAACAAAAAAGUCCAAGUUAAAAUUAUGGGAUAUCUUAUAUAUUCACACAUUUCGUCGACAGCUUUGCCGCUGACGAAAAUUUUAAAAUUGUGUGUCCAUCCGUCUUAUCGUAGAAGUGGAUUGGCCACAAUGCUAUUGAAAUGGGUAUUCGAGAAAACUGGUGUGCCCAAGAAGAGCAGUGCAAAUUUGCAUGUGGACAUAACACGGGAGGGUGCCGUGAGUUUGUACCGAAAGGUUGGAUUCAAGGUCGUAGAACAGGUAAUCGAUUAUUACGAAGUAGGUAGGGAUGCCUUGUUGAUGGAGUACGAAGAAUUGUCAAAUUUUUGA